Ochlerotatus camptorhynchus is the source of this 1968-nucleotide messenger RNA. It is a transcript of the gene pit, whose product is annotated as pitchoune. The transcript has 5 exons. Gene Ontology annotation, molecular function: ATP binding; RNA helicase activity; nucleic acid binding. Gene Ontology annotation, cellular component: nucleolus. The record is from RefSeq and is a predicted model, not a curated record. The coding region runs from base 124 to 1932 and encodes 602 amino acids. NCBI's taxonomy places the organism in Eukaryota, Metazoa, Arthropoda, Insecta, Diptera, Culicidae. Gene Ontology annotation, biological process: maturation of LSU-rRNA from tricistronic rRNA transcript (SSU-rRNA, 5.8S rRNA, LSU-rRNA).
GCGCAUUCUUCUACACGUGCGUUGUUCAGCGCUAGUUCGUAAUUUUCCCAAGUUUUCCCGUAAUUUUCGACGAAAAAGUGUGAACAUUUAUCGUAAAAUUUAAAAACUCCAUCAAUCGUCACAAUGGGCAAGAAAAUAAAGUUGAAAAAUAAAGCGGAAACCCAAUCCAAAGCGGUUGCACAGAAUGGGAAAGCAUCCGUUGAGGAUUUGGAGGAAAAUUUCGAGCUAGAACCGGAAUCCUCCAAGGCGGACAAGAAGAAAAAAAAACGCAAAAAUAAGGAAGCGGAAGUCGGGGCCUUUGUAAAGAGGCCAAAGCAAAGCGACGAAGAAGAAAAUGGUCAGCCGGAGGAAGAUGGUGACGCUGAAUCGAGUGACGAAGGAGGGGAACAAGAUGUGUCGCCGGUUGGUAGCGGCAGUGCGUAUGAAAUUUUGCUGGGCAAUCAGGAAUUCGAAUCGCUUCGUGGCAAGGUGUCGGACAAUACGUUGAAGGCGAUCGCCGAAAUGGAAUUCACAAAGAUGACCGAAAUUCAAGCAAAAGCCAUUCCACCGCUGCUGGAGGGACGUGAUUUGAUUGGUUCUGCCAAGACUGGCAGUGGUAAAACGUUGGCAUUUUUGAUUCCGGCUGUGGAGUUGAUUCACAAGUUGCAAUUCAAACCACGGAACGGAACGGGGGUGAUUAUCAUUUCUCCUACGCGGGAACUGGCGAUGCAAAUUUUCGGAGUGCUGAAGGAGCUGAUGGCACAUCAACAUCACACCUAUGGGCUCUUGAUGGGAGGUGCCAGUCGGCAUACGGAGAACGAAAAGCUGGGCAAAGGAUUGAACAUUGUGGUGGCUACGCCGGGUCGUCUGCUGGAUCAUUUGAAGGGGACGCCGAAUUUUCUGUUCAAGAAUCUGCAGUGCUUGAUUAUAGACGAGUGCGAUCGUAUCUUGGAAAUUGGAUUCGAGGAGGAUAUGAAGCAGAUCAUCAGUAUCCUUCCUAAAAAACGGCAGACGAUGCUGUUUUCGGCGACGCAGACGUCUCGGACAGAUGAACUGGGUAAGCUUGCGCUGAAAUCAGAACCAAUCUAUGUCGGAGUGGACGAUCACAAGACGGAAGCCACCGUCACUGGACUGGAGCAGGGUUACAUCGUGUGUCCCUCGGAGAAGCGCUUGCUUAUGUUGUUCACGUUCCUCAAGAAGAACCGCAAGAAGAAGGUUAUGGUGUUCUUCUCGUCGUGUUUGUCCGUUAAAUACCAUCACGAGCUAUUCAACUACAUUGACCUACCGGUGAAUUCUAUUCACGGCAAACAGAAACAAGCCAAGCGUACGUCAGUCUUCUUCCAGUUUUGCAACGCCGAAUCCGGUAUCCUGCUGUGUACAGAUGUGGCUGCUCGUGGUUUGGAUAUUCCGGCCGUCGAUUGGAUUGUGCAGUACGACCCACCGAAUGACACCAAGGAAUACAUUCACCGAGUCGGCCGUACUGCCCGAGGCGAGAACAUCUGUGGCCACGCUCUGCUGUUGCUUCGUCCGGAGGAGGUGUCUUUCCUCAAGUACCUUAAGCAGGCAAAGGUUCCAUUGAAUGAGUUUGAGUUCUCCUGGAGCAAGAUCGCCGACAUUCAGUUGCAGUUGGAAAAUCUUCUGUCGAAGAACUACUUCCUUAACCAGUCCGGCAAGUUGGCGUUCAAGACGUACGUUCGGGCGUACGAAGGGCACCACAUGAAGGACGUUUUUAAUGUGGGUAAUUUGGACCUGGUGAAGGUGGCGAAAAACUUUGGCUUCACGCAGCCUCCCUACGUGGACUUUGGCAAGAGCUACAAGAUUCAGAACUCGGAUCGGCGGGCAGGAAACCGGGGUUUGGGUCACUUCAAGACCCUGAACAAGGACAAGAAGGGCGAGAUGAAGUUUAAGCAUAUUAAAAAUAGGAAGGAGCUGAAGAAGAUCGAGUACCAGUAGGUGAAAUGUUGAUUGUUAAGGACGCUUUCUUUUCGG